Aphidius gifuensis is the source of this 1758-nucleotide messenger RNA. RefSeq names its product venom serine protease-like. NCBI's taxonomy places the organism in Eukaryota, Metazoa, Arthropoda, Insecta, Hymenoptera, Braconidae. The transcript is spliced from 9 exons. Gene Ontology annotation, biological process: proteolysis. The record is from RefSeq and is a predicted model, not a curated record. Gene Ontology annotation, molecular function: serine-type endopeptidase activity. The coding region runs from base 95 to 1423 and encodes 442 amino acids.
UUGAAAUGUAACAGGGUGAUAACCAGAUGGAUAUUGCAGUCCUUCAGUUGCAGGACUGAGUGCAGGAAUACAUUGACCAUAUUUUCAAUUCAAUAUGGAUUUUCCAGUACCAAUCGGUUUACAUUUAAUAAAAUCAAGUCAUCCCAUUUGGCUGCCUUAUCAUCACCAUCAUGAACACCAUCAUCAUCAGAGUAUCUAUGGUGAACUUACGUCUUCACCAUCAGUAUCAGGGAUCUUUGUAUCUAUGAUCCUUUUUGUGGGUCUUUUUGAUGCUAGCGAAGGAACUUAUGGGUAUGGGAACUGCAAUUAUGAUACCGAUGUUCAGCCUGGAAAUUAUUAUCCUUUUGCCACUCCAAAUUAUCCAUAUGGAAGAUAUCCUGGAGGCUACAAAUGUCGAUGGAGUUUUCACAGUCAAUAUCCAAUUGGAAUGAACUGUACAAUUGAUAUUCCUCAGAGUUAUAGGUGCCUUGGUGAUGUUCUCAAAGUAACAACUGACGAUUUGGGACCUCAACCAUAUUGUGGUUUCGGAGGAAUAAAUGUUGUAUCAAGUGAUAAUAAUUGGAUUAAUGUUACGAUGGAUUCUGUGCAAUAUUCUAAUGGUGGAAGUUUUAUGUGCUCAGUAUAUACGAUCGAGGAAGAGUGUCAAUGUGGUUGGCGUAAUCAAGGAAGAAUUGUUGGUGGUAAUGAAACUGGAUUAAAUGAAUAUCCAAUGAUGGCUGGUUUGGCUCAAAGAUCACCAGGAUCACAUAGUAGAGAUGAAAUUGAUUGUGGUGCAACAAUUAUUAAUAAUUAUCAAGUCAUAACUGCUGCACAUUGUAUAAGUGGACAAGACAUUUCCUAUUACGCUGUUGUUAUUGGUCUUCAUGACACAAAAAAUCCUACAUUGACAGGUGAAACGAAAUUAUUUACAAUUAAAAAUUAUAUUGUUCAUCCAAAAUAUAAUGAAAAUACAUAUUCAAAUGAUAUUGCAAUCAUUACAAUUAAUGGUUUGAUUACAUUUAAUCAACAUGUUGGACCAGCAUGUUUACCUUUUCAACAUAACAGAGAUUCAUUUGCUGGAAAUAGUGUUACACUUUUAGGAUGGGGAACACAAUCAUUAGCUGGUGCAGCAUCAAAUGUUUUACUCUAUACAAAUGUCAAUGUUAUGACAAAAAAAUAUUGCAACACAAAAUAUCCAAAUAAAAAUAUCGAUGACACACAAUUAUGUACUUAUGCUCAAAACAGAGAUUCUUGUCAGAUGGACAGUGGUGGGCCAGUAUUGUGGGAAAAUCCAAUGACAAAGAAAGUUGUACUUGUUGGAAUAAUUAGCAACGGUGCUGAUUGUGGAGGAUCGAAACCAGGUAUAAAUACUCGUGUAGGAUCAUUCAUAGAUUUCAUCAAGUCUAACAAUCCUCAAGGAUAUAAGUAUUGUGAAUCUGAAUGAAUUUACAUUUCUUUUCGUGACAACAAUAUCGCGGAACAUAAAUAUUCAACACGUUUAUAUUUCUUUUUAUUAUACUCUUUUUGUCAAAAAAAAAAAAAUAAAUAAAUAUGAUAAAUAAUAUUUGUUUUUUUCUGUAUUCACUUAAUCUUUCGUAUAAAAGCAUUCAUCCGUUUAACAAAAUAACGAAUACAAGUUUAUGUCCAAUGAAAUUAUGUUUGUUUACAUGCAAAUAAUCAGUGAAUGCAACUGUUGCCAUAAAAAAAAACUAAUAAAAAAAAACUAGAAUAUCAUUCAUAAAAUUAUCAAUAAGAAUAAAUCAAUAAUAAUUAAUUACU